UAUGUUGUUCGCAAUUUAUUGUUGGUCUUCUUAUUUUACUUGUUGUUUUUAUUUUAUUUUUAAGUUGUUAUGUAGUUUUUUUUUAGUUGUUGAAGUCUUUCACAAAAAAUAACUUCACUUUUUUUCCAUUUUCUUUUUCCUUUAUUUUCUGUAUCAAGAAUUUUGUUGAUUUCAAUGACGGCCGUACUCAAAUAGAUGUUGAGGCUACUGUUCAGUCCGGUGUAAAAGCAGUUGAGAUUAUGGUAAUGUUGCUUUUGUGUUGUUUUUUGGUUGUGUAAAGGUUGUUAUUUUUUAACCAUGCUCUAAUUCCUUUUUAAUACCAUAUAUAAACAGAUGUCUUCAGAUGGAAUUGGUGGUGAUCCUUGUAAACAGAUUUCAGUUUCUGAAAAUGUUGAGGUUACGGAUCGUCGUCUUGUUUGUUUUGAGGUAUAUUUUUUUUUUUUGGUUGUUUUUUAGUUUCUUCAUACUUUUUGUGUUUAACACUGUCUAUUUUCUUUCAUUUUUGUGGAAAAAAUAUAUUAGAUGGGUGCAACAGGUCUCAAUGUUGAUUCUAACAUUGAACUUGAAGAUGACCCAAUUCCCGUUGAAGAAACUCCUCUUGUUGACAAGAGGAAAUCUAAGAAACCCAUAGCGCUGACGUCUCCGUUUAUGGAGUAUGACUCUUCCAUUUCUAGUUCUAAAGAUGGUUCUGGUUAUGGAGUUUUUAAGUAUGUGGCUGGGUUGUGUCCUCUCGAUGAUAAGAUUGGUGAAGAUGUAGAACAUAAAGACGAGAUUGAUUUUGACUUGUGGCUUGGUGAAGGACGUCGAUCGAAGAAAGAUCCGUAAGUGUUUAUUUUCAGCAUUUUUGUUGUGUUUUUGUAUUUUUUGUUUUUUACUUUACUAUUUAUGUUUCAUUUUUUUUUUUAAAUGUUAGGCAUGACAAGGAGAAGGUUUACUUGAAGUGUAAGGAUAAGAUUGUUCCCCCUUUUCGUUUUGGCGUGGAAGAUGUUGCAACCAAGAUGUGGUUCCACAAGCUUGCAUAUCCUGGCCAAUGUUUGACUAUUUCUGUAAGUUAAUUUAUUUUUUCUUUUGAUUUUUUUCAAAAAUUUCAGUCUAUAGUUUUCUUCAUGUUGUUUGUUGGUUGUUUUUUAGUUGUUGAAAUAUAAUUCAUUUUCUGAUUUUCGAACAUUUCUCAUUUUUAAUUAUUUAGCAUCUGGACAUCAUUUUUUACUAUCUACGUAAAAAAGGAAAGUAUGCAAAGGAGCCAAAGGUUAAGUUCACAACCACCGAUUGCUUAUUCUUCAAAACCAUUCAUGCUUUGUAUGAAAAAUUUAUUGCACAGAAAAAAAAAUCUUUCUUUGAUAACUGCCCAGCAUGCCAUUGCUGAUUAUAUAAGAGGUAGAAAAAUGUUAUGUGGUUCCCCUUGGCAUUUGUGCGAUCAUGUUUUCUUUAUCAUCCAUAUGGAGACUGAAUCACAUUGGAUUCUUGGUCGAUUGAAUAUUGAGGAAAGGCGUAUGUACAUGUACAACUCCUUGUCGACUGCUAUGAAAGAUAGUGCUGCUAUCAAAGCUUGUCAGCCAUUUGCGGUGUUGUUGCCCCACUUUUUUGCUUUGUUUGAUGAGUUCAAAAAGGAAAACAAACCGAUUUGUUUAGACCCUUUCAAAGUUGUUAAGGUUGAUGGUUUGCCUCAACAAACCUCGAAUGACUGUGGUUGUUUCGUUGCAUCGUUCGCCGAAUACUUUAUUGAUAUGAAACCGAUUCCUCCCAUAUUUGAUGUUGAGAAACACCGUGAUAGGCUUGCUGUGUUGUUCUAUAAGUAUGCUCGCAUGAAAGAAGUGGAUUUUAUUGAUAGUGAAGAUGAGGCUCCUCCAAAGGGUCCAAAGAAGAAUUUGUCUUAGUUAUCUAUUGGUUGUUGUUGGAAAUACUACUUUUUUUUAUCUAGCUUUUGUUUUUUCUAUUACCAGAUUAUGUUCAUAAUCAUAGACAAGUUGUUGUUUCUAUCAUGUUUUUUUCUUAAUUGGAAUUGGUUUUUAAUUUGUUCA
Cannabis sativa is the source of this 2021-nucleotide messenger RNA. RefSeq lists its product as uncharacterized. NCBI's taxonomy places the organism in Eukaryota, Viridiplantae, Streptophyta, Magnoliopsida, Rosales, Cannabaceae. The transcript has 2 exons. Gene Ontology annotation, molecular function: cysteine-type peptidase activity. Gene Ontology annotation, biological process: proteolysis. Bases 1233 to 1877 code for a protein of 214 amino acids. The record is from RefSeq and is a predicted model, not a curated record.